CAACUCUUAAUAUCUUGAACUAACUAAUCAACAAUGGCCGGCACUUAUAGCACAAUAUUGACAUUUUUUACUCGAUUUAUGUUCGUUAUCAUUCUAAUGAGAGCUAUCUAUAUCGUCAAUGCCCAACUGACGCCAAAUUUCUACAACCAAUCGUGCCCUAGCUUAAAUUCCAUCAUCAGUCAAAUAGUGAAUCAAAAUGUGUCGGUCGACCCGCGUAUGGGCGCGUCCCUUCUUCGUCUCCAUUUCCACGACUGUUUUGUCAACGGAUGCGACGCGUCGGUUCUGCUUGACGACACGGCGAACUUCACGGGAGAAAAGACAGCACUUCCCAACAACAACUCGUUGAGAGGGUUUGAAGUAAUCGACGCCAUCAAAUCUCAGGUGGAGUCUGCGUGCCCCGGAAUCGUCUCGUGCGCCGACAUUCUCGCCGUUGCCGCCCGUGAUGGCGUCGUCGCACUAGGGGGACCGAGUUGGGACGUCGCCUUGGGGAGACGAGACGCCACAAAUGCAAGUCGUAGCGACGCGAAUAACCAAAUUCCGUCACCUUUCCUCAACCUCUCGGGCCUCGUCACUUCCUUUUCGAACAAGGGUUUCAAUUUGACAGAGUUAGUCGCCUUAUCAGGGGGUCACACGAUCGGACAGGCGAGAUGCACAUUAUUCAGGUCGAGGAUAUAUAACGAGACGAACAUAAAUGCCACGUUUGCAGCGGCCAGGCAGGCCAACUGCCCGUCCAGUGGCGGAGACAACAAUCUGGCGCCACUGGACAGCAGUCCUGUGCAAUUCAACAACGACUACUUUCGGGAUUUGGUGGGUUUGAGGGGUUUGCUACACUCGGACCAGCAACUUUUCAAUGGUGGCUCGGCCGAUGCUAUUGUCACCAAUUAUGCCAACAAUUCGAAUACAUUCCUAACUGACUUUGCCAAUGCCAUGGUCAAAAUGUCGAACCUUAAUCCGUUGACCGGGACCAACGGCCAGAUCAGGGCUAACUGCAGGAGGAUCAAUUAACUUACUCGGUAUUUCAUUAUGUUGUUGUUUUUGUUGUUGUUAGGCUAUCGUUGUUCUUGAGUUUUAUCCGUGUUUGUUUAAGGUUUUAUGUUGGCUAAGCGAAAUAUGGAGGCAGUGUUUAAUACAAGUGUUAGCUGCUACAAGAUCAAUGUAGUGUAAGGUGCUAAAUUGAUUCUUGUUCGUACGUUCGGGUGAAAUUGGCAACGGUGGUGUGAGGAAGAAAUAUGUUGUGUGAGUCCAUUUUCUCGUUUUAAUGAAGUUUAAUGUUUUCUUUCUUUUUUUUCUUUUUCUUUUUGUGUGUUAAUUACAUUCCAAUUUUACCUACUCUCAGCUAGAGUUGUAAACGAGUGAAGCCGAACUCAAACCCCUAAUACUUGAGUUCGAGCUCGAGUCUUUAUCGAGUCAAGCUUUAUUAGACUUGUUAAGUUAAAGAGUGUACAAACGAG
Messenger RNA from Striga asiatica, 1451 nucleotides. Lineage: Eukaryota; Viridiplantae; Streptophyta; Magnoliopsida; Lamiales; Orobanchaceae. The record is from the annotation of a GenBank genome assembly.